Molecule: messenger RNA, 3727 nt
Organism: Osmia lignaria (orchard mason bee)
Lineage: Eukaryota; Metazoa; Arthropoda; Insecta; Hymenoptera; Megachilidae
Source: RefSeq, a predicted model, not a curated record
CCAGAUUAGCCUGGCAGUGAGACGCGAUAGACAAUUCGAAAAUUAGUCUGAAGAAGGUCAGUUGUAUUAAAUCGUCGCUCCGUUCGUAUCUGUUGAGGAUACAAACCCAGAAGUGCUCUAAAAUCUACUCUUUGGAAAUUCAUCAAGUGUCACCGAUUCGCGAAGAGAAGAGAUCGAACAGCGGUAAGAAGCGAAGCAUCGAAGAAGAAAAGUCCAGUGCACCUGUCACGAUCGAGAAAUGGCGAUCCCGUUCGCUUUACCGUCCGACGACGAGGCGGAAGCCCAGGGACAACAGCUGGAGCAACUGAUGCUCGACCUUUACGCAGCUCUGCAACAGGUCCUUCGAAGCAGGACGGUUCAACAUCCGUCCCGAAAUCAUCGGAUACCACGGCGAGCAGCCGACGGUUUUGGAUCCCGAGAACACCCGGUGGUCUUGGUGGACUCUGACCUGUCCCGAUUACCGUUGCCAGAUUUGGUAUUGUCCGCCGUGGAGCAACUUCCGGCCGCGACGCCUCAGGUGACCGUGUCGGCGCCAAGCAGCCCUACCAGGGACGCGGCUUUUCAGUUUCCGGAAUGCAGCGGUGACGAGAACGUGCUGGCACCGACGCCUAACCCUAGGCCACGGCCACGAAGACGCAGGCUCGCGUCCGAGUGCGGUGGCGCCGCUGCCAUGAAGAAAGGACCCGCAGAACCUACCUGCAACAACUGCUGCGGCCACUUCGGUCAGGCAUUCAACGAGAGCCAGUGGGCGAACGUGGGUGCCAACCUGAGGAACAUUGCCGACGACUUCCACGCGUCCAAGACCAAGGCGGCCGAGAUCGAAAAGUCCAGACUGCCCGCGAUGAACCCGGGCUUCGCGAACUCCGGCAACGCGACCGGUUCCACGGACAGCCUCCUGUCUCUGUUGAUCCCAGCACCACUCCGGGAGACCCUGUGGACGACGGUGGCCCUGUACCUUGGUUGGAGAUUGGUAUCUCGUCUUCGAUAGAUGCGACAGUAUCGUCCCGUUGCCGCGGCACUCGGCGACGGCGAUGGCUCGAGGACUCGAAGAACUAUCAUCGACGCUUGGAACGGCACCAGAGGCGACCAGGACGACGAGCUGUCCACUGGUGAACCGGCAACUGGUCCUUCCAGCUCGUCGGGGAUUCCUCUUCAGGGUAGCCACUCUUCUGGAGGUUCUUCCAAGAUCGAUGCCACGGCUAGAAGAAUUGCGAGCAGGACGAACGUACGGACACCAAGGUUCGAUGGUACGAAUGUCGGCGGACCAGAAAGGAGGGAUGACUCCUGGUGGACGUCCUGCGGCAACAUCCAACACGAUCUACGUUACGAUAUAUUUUCUAUGUAUACCUGUGUUUCGCCGACGAUCGAGAAUGCACGUGUGCUGUUUCAUCGCCUUUGGCCCUUCCUCGAUUUGUAUCCUUAUGUUAGGAACGAAGAACGGGAGGAACAGGACGAGGGAUUCGAGGAAGGUGACAAGGACGAGGAUGAUAUUGUAGAUAACGGGAUGAACGACGACGACGACGACGACGACGACGAGGAUGGAACUCUUCGAUCUGUUGCUUGUCGAAGAGUCAGAGUUACCUGAAUUACCAUUUCGAUGAUGUCUCUCGCGUUAGUACUUUGACGAUUGAUUGUAUACCAUGAAGAGAGAGCCAAGUGAUUCUGGCUCGACGACGAGCAAAAUGUUCGUGGAUCAUUGGCAACGAUAUCUGUCUAGCUGAUAUUCCUCGUUCGAGUCAAACUCUUCAUGAUCGUCAGGCGGAUCGAUUCGCUGGAAGAUCGAUCAACUGGAGACACGUGUUUCAGGUGCAUUCUCGCUCGUUUAGGCGAGACAUGGUCACGUUAAUGAACAGAGAGACCUGUUCGUUGGACCGUGUGCUCGAUCGUCCGCCUUCAGGUGUCACAGUUGAACACGUCAGGUAAGAGAAAUAUGAUGUUUCUCGUUUUAGAGUUGUUUCUUUCGAAGAAGGUGACGAUCGUGACACGGGUGUCUUGGUGAGGGUUACGGGGAGCUAAGGACGAGAUCCAAAGAGGACAACCCAAUAAUCAAAUGAUGAUCUCAUUACGGAUAUAAAAUAAAGAGAAUUAAAUAAAGUAGUGUGAUUACGGGAACGGGGCAGGUAGGGAAGACGCGCGAUUUUUUCUUUCACGGUUAUUCGUCUGUUUCUCUCUCGCUCACUUCUCUAUGUGUGUCUCUAUAUUUUAUUCGUAAGACAACCGAUUUGUCCCGUUCCCGUCGGUAGGAAGUUAUUUUGACGUGGCUUGUAGAUAACGCGGUUACCUAGCCGAUCCAGGCAAGGCAGAACUCAAUCUGGGAUAUAAUGACACCGGGUCAUGACGUCUCGCAAACGAUCGAAGAUCCUUCAACUUUUCAUCGCCUAGACAAAUUAAUCGGAAGUCGUAGAAAUUUGAAAGAAAAAAAAAAAAAAAAAAAAUUCCACAAUUUUCGACGUUUAGAUAAAUCGGCAAAUGAAAAUCGGAUCGGAUAUUCGAGAAUUGUCAGACGUUUAUGGCGAUGGUCGAAUCAUCUGUACAUAGAAAGUAUCUCGAGGAAAGUCUCGGUAUAUUCCAAAAACAAAAAACAAAAAAAUGAGAAAAAUGUAAGAAGCAAGAAUGCGAGCCAGGUAGGGAAACGGGCGAGGACACACGUAACGUGAGAGGGGAGCAAAGUACUGUAUUGUAUAGAGGAUUUAAACUAAAAUAAUAAAAUUCAGUAAUAAGUCGACGUUUUUAAUAAUUAAAGUAGAUAAUCGAUAGACCGAGGAUCGCAGCAUCUUAAUUGGCUAGCUGCGAGUCCCGUGUACAGUUUUCAAAUGAUCUCCGGUAGCUUAGCUCUUAGUGGGCGCCCUCCUCCACGAAGGACGCCUUUUUUGGCACUCUGGAAUCAAGGGCUUUCACCCUUCGCUCUGACGCGCCACUUUCUCUCUUUCUCUAUUUCUAAUUUCUUUAUUUUCCAUCUUCCGUCUAUCUUUUCUUUUCUUCUUGUCCAUUAACUUUGGUCUCACCGUUUCUUACUUUCGAUUUCUAUCUUUUUUUCUCUUCUUUCCUUUCUGUUUCGUUACACGUCGAUCCUUGCGAUUUCGCGUAAUUAAUUAAUUGAUCUCGUUCAUUAGCGUGUAUUUAGGUCUCGCUGUUUGCGUUCCCGAUAAUCGGGCGGUUUCUCGUCCCAGCGAGAACAUUCAUAGAUGUUCGGAGAGGAAUUUAUAAUUAAAGGAUAGUUAGUGUCCCUGUUCGGGAUCAUUCGGGGUUUCAUCCUCGAGGUUUCGGACGGGAUGAAACCAAAAUCAUCAUAAGGCUGUCGAUACGAUAGUGUAUUCCCGUGGACUGUUCUGUCUGUCUGUCUAUCUAUCUCUGUCUCCCGAGUAAAGACUUCGCUUUAUUUUAUGAUUAUAUAUUUUUUUUUUUUUUCAUUACCAAUAUUUUUUCUCAUUACAAUCAUUAUGAUUAAUUAUUAAUUAUUAUUAUUAAUAUUAUUACUUUUUAUUAUUGUUUGUCUGCCUUUUUCUCUUCCACCUUAAAUUAACAGAUAAGCAUUCGUGACGUUACUCCGUCAAAGUAUUCCAGUGUGUAGAAAGUAAUAGUAUUUAUUUAUAGGUAAAAAAAAAAAAAAAAUCGCGUAUUCGUCUGUGUCUAGAGCCGCGCGAAUUUAUGCAUAGAAAUAUCGUAUUGCCAUUCGUCCUAACGAAACACGCACGAAAGGUAUCGUUAAGAUGAAGAACAAAAAAGG